Anopheles coustani is the source of this 2985-nucleotide messenger RNA. RefSeq names its product zinc finger protein rotund. Gene Ontology annotation, biological process: regulation of transcription by RNA polymerase II. Lineage: Eukaryota; Metazoa; Arthropoda; Insecta; Diptera; Culicidae. The record is from RefSeq and is a predicted model, not a curated record. The transcript is spliced from 5 exons. Bases 1 to 2985 code for a protein of 994 amino acids. Gene Ontology annotation, cellular component: nucleus. Gene Ontology annotation, molecular function: RNA polymerase II transcription regulatory region sequence-specific DNA binding; DNA-binding transcription factor activity, RNA polymerase II-specific.
AUGACACCUUCCAAGCUUCGCAUCAAGGAUGAUCUUUACAUGCGACUAUCGCCUCCUCAAACCAUUGGGAUGGCGAUCAAAGCCUCUAAACGGAGGGGCUCUCCAUUCUUCCACCAUGAGGACGAAGCUCAAUGUUAUCCAGAUCGUGUGGGAGAUGAACGAACCAACAUCGUCAACGACGAAGAAUGCCUCCCGAGGCAACCCGAUGCCGCGAAAGAACGCCCUUCGUUUGGGGAGGAAGACACGAGUCAGGACGGCACAUCCGAUGGACGCAGUCCACAGGCUGCCAAAUCUUCCUUCCUGUUCCCGACCCAUUUCUACAAAAACCUCUUCGCCGCAUCGGCUUCCUUGCUAAAAAAACAACAUCUCAAAACCACCUGUGAUGUCGGUGGACAGGAUACUGCAUGCGACGGUGUGCUUGGAGAUGAAAAAGCGCAGGAUCUUUCCGGCUCCCAGCAGGGAUCGGUUCCCGGUGUGCAGGAUCAUUCUUUACGUCAUCUUCAAACGCAUGCCUUGAGUCAAGAUUUUUCCGCAGGCCAACAGCAGCCCACGCACGAUGUUCAAAUAAAACUCGAUCGAGAGUUUCGAGUGAAGAAAUGCACUGAAGAUGAAGAGAAACCAUCGAACGCGUUCCCGUGGCUUUCGGAGGCGACGAACAACAACGACUACUCGAAGAACAACAACAACCAUCACCACCACGGGACACCUCCACAUCUGCACCCUCCCCAUCAUCCCCAUCACCCGCACCAUCCGCACGCGCACCCGCAUCUCACGCACGGCGCCUCGGGCGGAGGAAGUCAGUCGAGUCUCGCCGCAGCCGCCGCCGCUGCCGCUGCCGCCGCCGCCGCCAACUGCAACCGGCACGGGCACAUCCACCCGGAGGACACCAAGUGCCGGUCGCUGCACUGCGGACCCCCACCGUCGCCGUCCGCCUCCUCCAGCCUAGCGGCCAACGAGGGAGCCACUCCCGACUCCAGCAGCACCACGGCGACCGCCACGGCCAUCCCGAACUUCAACCAGAUGCCCGUGCCGGGCGGGGUGCAGGGCCAGAACCCGACCCAGGGCCUCGUGCACUGGAUGAGCGCGGUGAUGGCCGAGCACAUGACGUCCAACCCGCACCACGAUCCGGCCACCGUCGGGAUGCACUACAUGUGGAACGGGCCGGUCGAGCAAUGUGGGCAGCACACGAAGGACAUGGACUCGUACGGUGGCUGGCCGGCUCCCCGAAAUCACAUGUCCAUGAAGCAGGGAUACGAGGCCAAAAUGAACCCGGUCGAUCACCACCACCACCACCAUCACCACCACCACAACAAUCUGCAGAAGAGUCACAUGAUCGACGACGGUCGACUGCUCGAUCACCACUCGAUGCAGACGGGCGCGGCCCAGAUGAGCCAACUCUACGGAGCCCGCGGAUCAUCCAGCAGCAGCUCACCGGGAGGUGGCCACGGGCACGGAGGGACGAACCCAGCCGCCGCCCUGCUCGUCGUACCCCAGCCCAUCAACGCCACCAAAAUCGGUGCGAGCGGCCUGCCAAACGGUACCGGCCGGAAGUACCAGUGCAAAAUGUGUCCUCAGAUCUUCACCUCCAAGGCCGAUCUUCAGCUGCACACCCAGAUCCAUAUGCGCGAAGCGAAGCCCUAUAAAUGUUCGCAGUGCAAUAAGGCGUUCGCCAAUUCGAGCUAUCUUUCGCAGCACACGCGCAUCCACCUCGGCAUCAAGCCGUACCGGUGCGAGAUCUGCCAGCGCAAGUUCACGCAGCUCUCGCACCUGCAGCAACACAUCCGGACGCACACCGGCGACAAGCCGUACAAAUGUCGCCACUCUGGCUGCCUGAAGGCGUUCUCGCAGCUCUCGAACCUGCAGUCGCACUCGCGCUGCCACCAGACGGACAAACCGUUCAAGUGCAACUCGUGCUACAAGUGUUUCGCCGAUGAGCCAUCCCUGCUGGAGCACAUCCCGAAGCACAAGGAAUCGAAGCACCUGAAGACGCACAUCUGCCAGUACUGUGGCAAGUCGUACACGCAGGAGACCUACCUGUCGAAGCACAUGCAGAAACAUGCCGAGCGAACGGACAAGCGGCCACCGAUCGGAACGCGCAGCAGCAAUAGCACGGUGAACCUGAGCGCCACUACCCCCGGAAGCAGUUCAUCGGGAAGCAGCAGCAAUAGUAACAGUGCGUCCAAUGGCCAACCACCGGCCGGUGUCGUCGGGUCGACGCCGCUGACAGGGGACAGCGCUUACUGGCCGAAGGUGAGCCCAGAUACGGCUGCUGCCACAAUCAACGACGUCAUCAACCAGCAGAACAAUCACCACGAGUUCAGUCUAACCCCGAACGGCAGCCAGGGGAGUGGCAGCAACGGUAGUGCCGGUAAUGGACCACCAAAUCCCCAACCGAAUGGCAACAACCCGGAUCUCAACGUGACGCACCACCAGCGAGACGACACAGUCGAUGAGCUUGUCGGAGGUGUAGUAGGAUCUGCCCGAGGACAACCGGACAACAGUGUCGGUUCCUCCCAACCCAAUGGAAACACGCCGGGUGCGGGUGGUCCAUCUGUCCAACAGGCGACAGGUCCACAACAACAACAACAACAGCCCCAGCAACACAACGGUACCGGCACUAUGAAUGGUAACCUCGCGAUCCCACCGGCCUCGACUCCGAUGGCCAGCAGCUACGACACCAGCAGCAUAGCGAAGGCGAACACCAACUCGGCGUUCACACCCAUCAACGCGAUGCCGCCGCACCUGAACAGCCUCCAGCACCAUCAUCAGCUUGCAGCAGCCCAGCGGCCGUCCUAUCUGUACGAUGCCAUCAGCUUCCAGAACCAGAAAGCCGGCAUCAACCAGAGCCCAUCGAACGCGUUCCCGAACCAGCUCAUCUCCCUGCACCAGAUCCGCAACUAUGCGCACCAGCCUGCUGGUGGACUGAUGGCGGGCGAGCAUCUGCUCGGCGUUACCGUCGGGCCGGGCGGGAAGGACAAGGGCUAA